CUCCCGACAAAAACAAUUCUGGACGAGCUAAGGUUUGCUAGCUCCUGCACAAAUGCUGCAUGUACACAUUACCUGACAAAAGUUGUCGCAGUAAUCCGUCGACGACGUUAUGGAUAUCUCCUGCUGCCUGAGCAGGUCUUCGAAGGCUCUCAGCGUGGCGAGCAGGGUCUCCAUUGCCACCAAAGUGUCCGAAUCGGAGUCCAGGGCCCGAUCGCUCCAUUCGUGCUCCGGCUCGACAUUACUCUCCGCCAUCUUCCCUCUCCACUACUGCGCGUAUGCAGUGCAACCCGGCGACGCGUUCCAGUACCGUAGGAAUAUUUAGAGCGAGCAUCACUUUCCUCGUGCAACAUACCUUCCACGGCACUAGGUGGCAGUGCAUUGUUUUUUAACCCUCCCACCCGGAAGUGGAUGGUUCCUUCUGUCACACACGUGGAAAAGUACAACAUGGGGAAGUCCAAGCAAACGGGAAACCACAAGAACGGAAGCAAGAGGAACAUUUCAAAGACAUGGAAGACAAAACGCAGGACUAAAGAUUUGGAUCAGAUCCAUGCAGACAUCAAGCCUGAAACAGCGGCCAAACUUCUGAACCAGGAGGUGGACUAUGACGUGACAGGCUGUGCUCAACACUACUGUUUACACUGCGCAAGGUAUUUUAUUGACAUGAAGGCCUUAAAAGAGCACUUCAAGACUAAAGUCCACAAAAAACGGUUGAAGCAACUCAGAGAGGAGCCUUACACCCAGGCGGAGGCAGACAGAGCGGCUGGUAUGGGCUCAUAUAUCCCUCCAAAAGUUGUUGAAGUGAAGACACAACCAAUUGAAGAGGAUAUGAGCUAAACCUGGCUGCUCUUCAUUCAUGGACUCUGCUUAUAAUUCCUAUAAAGGAAGCAAAACAUACUUACAUGACCAUGCUGUUGGAGCUCUGAUGCCAAGAUUUAUGCAUAGUGGCCUAUCAGACUGAGACUUGCCCUGAUGUAAAUACCAAUGGCGUGUGAUCAUUGCCCAAGAAUAAACA
This is a messenger RNA of Synchiropus splendidus (mandarinfish), 1012 nucleotides long. It is a transcript of the gene znf593, whose product is annotated as zinc finger protein 593. The coding region runs from base 409 to 834 and encodes 141 amino acids. Gene Ontology annotation, molecular function: zinc ion binding; nucleic acid binding. The record is from RefSeq and is a predicted model, not a curated record. Lineage: Eukaryota; Metazoa; Chordata; Actinopteri; Syngnathiformes; Callionymidae. The transcript is spliced from 5 exons.